UAGGGUGGGGGAUCACUCACCAGCUCUUUCUUAUCAGUCAGAGUGUACUUGUCCUUAUUUCCUCUUCAUCGUUGUCAUUGUUCCCUGUUUCCUGUCUCCUGGCUAUGGGCACAUGUCAGAGGUUCAGCACUUUCUUUAGCUUUUUUUUUUUCUUCUCAUUUGUUAUAAAGGGAUUUUUACAUACUUGCAAAAGUCAAGAAAAUAGUAUUGUGAACCCUUCUUUGCCCAUUCGCCAGUUUCAUAAAUGAUGGAACCAGCGCUGGCUGGCUGUGAUCCUCCGUUUUGCUGUUGCUGUUGGUAGCAUAAGAACACUUUAUUGAGCACCCGCUGUAUGCCAGACACCAUUCUAGCCAUGAGGUGGCAGCCGUGAAGGACAGGGCAGGUGCUCCCCUUCUACACAUUUCUAUUCAACGCGGGUGGACAGUGAGUGGAUAAACCAGUGAGCACACAGUGUCGGAGGGGCCUGGUGAAGCAGUGGUGCCGUGGGGGGAGGCUGGGAGUGACCAGGGCAGCCCUCAUGCAGUAGGCGAGCUUUGAGCACAGAUCAGAAGCAAGUAAGGGGUCAGGCCCCAGGGUUCCUCUGCAUGAGUGGCCCAGGAGAGGACGGUGACGACUGGGCCGGGCAGUGGGGCACGGUUGGUGGUGUUGAGGAACAGCAAGGCCAUUGUGGGGACAGAGGAAGAGGCGAGAGCAGAGGAUUCCACUCAUGGGCUUGUCACAGGCCGUUGUAAGGGCUGCACGUGGGGAGCCGUGGGCUCUGAUGACUAGAGCAGAAGCAGAGGGGCUGGUCCUGGGGCUGCAGGGAUCAGGGGACAGUGUGCACCAGGGCCGGGCAGCGGUGGGGCUGAGGGCUUAGGGGCUGGGUGUAUUUCUAAGGAUGUAUUUCUAAAGAAAGCAUCAGGCAGGUUCUUGAACUAAUCGUGGUGAAAUUAAUUAUCAUUAUUUUACCUUGAAAUAAUUUCUUUGAAUUGACUUAAGUCUGAGAAUUGAGUUAUUUGGAGUCCAGAGUCCAAUACCACACAUCAGAUAUUUGAGUCUUGGCAGGAGUAUGAGGGAUUUAGUAGAUACAGUGCCUGUCCUCUGAGAAGGUGUAAUCUAAUUCCAGAAUGGGGGACCAGUACACGUGCGCUAAUGUCCCAGCUACUGAGUUGUCGCCAGGGCCUUAGAGACUGGGGGGAGCGGACAGCCAGCGGUGCUGUGGGCCCCUGCUCUGCAGGGAAGUCGCUUCACUUCUGAGGCUGAGUUUGGGCUCAGUUCUUGUCCAGGCCUUCUAGGCUGUGCGUCACCUUCCAUUCCGUCAAUGCGACCAUUUAUUACUUGCUUUUAUUUGGAUGCACUGCCGGGGUUGAGGCUGCAGGGUGAACAGAACAGAAGUGAAGUAGUUUUGUAAGCAAACAAACCCGUGUGCUGGCGGCAGCAUGCACAGAUCUGCCUCACAGUGGGGGGUUAAUUCGGCCCCAAAGCAUCAGCUGCAGGGUUAGACGGCACAGGCACAGAGGGCAAACAUGGAGGCCGCUCACGGGAACUUUCCAGAGCUCUGUGGCCCGCCCUGACCCGAGCCGUGGGGGAUCAGUGCAGCCAUGCCGAAGCAGCCUGCACUCCUGAGCGCAGCUCCAGUCACUGGACGUCGUGCUCACAAGUCGGUCAGCUGGACAAGAAGAGGUGGCCUCUCAGAGGUAGUUCGUGUGAGGAUCAAAUAAAUUAAUAUAUGCAGCACCUUGUAGCAGCACUUUUGAAAGUAUAUUAACUGUUUUGUAAAAUCUGUUUGAAACUCACAUCUUUUGGCUUCUGGUAGCUGUCUGUUGGCAGAAAGCAUGAGAAUAAUGAAAUCACAUGGUCUAUUCAGUGAGACAGAUGCUGGGGGUCCGGUGAAGGCAGAAGGGUCAAGGCCAGCGGUACAGCGCCGUGAAAGUACUCUGCUCUGCAGCAGUAUCCACUGGCGUCUCUCAUUUUCACCCUCGGCAGCUCGGGGAGCACAGGCCUCCCCUGCCCCUGUGCUGUAGGAGGGGGCUGGAAACACAGGCAUAAGCUGUGUCCCAGGCCACCGGCAGAGGCCAGCCCCGACUCCAGAAUGCCCUCUCCUUCCUCAAUCCCACCCACGUGUGGCAUGCGUUGAUGUGUGAGGCAGGGCCUGCUCCUUGUCACGGCUGACCAGUCCCCCAGCGAGUGAGCCACCUGGGCAGGUUUGUUCGCUUGCAUUGAUGGGCUGUGGGCUUGUUUCCAGUUUGUAGCUGUUUCAAAUAAUGCUGCAGUGCACUCCCUGGCACGGGUUGGAGUGUGGUCAGCUCCAUUCAUGGGUCACGUCUUCGCUGCUACCUGAAAUGCCUUGCCAUGCCCGAGGCACCGAGGUGUCCCCCUGUUUUACCUCCUAGGGUUUCGCUGUGCCGCGUUCCCCGUUCAGCUCUGUGACCCUGCCGAGCCAGCCACUGUGGGCGGAGGGAGGUCCGUGUCCAGGUGUGUUGUUUGGCAUGUGGGCGUCUGGUUGUCCCAGUGCUGUCCGAGGGAGAAGAUGCCACCGUGGCUCCCUGCGUCACCUCUGCUCCCUCCACAAGCCCAGCUGACAGUUUUCACGGGUGGGGGGAGCUGCUGCUGGGCUCUCUGCUCUGUUCCAUCCAUCACUCCUCUGCUCUUUUGCCAGCUGCACACUGUCGAUCCCCAUACGUACCAGUGAGCCUCGAAGUCAGGGAGCAUCCGUCUUCCCACUCUGUCCUUCUCCUUCAGUGCUGCACCGGCUGUUGGGCGACUUUGGCCUCCAUGUAACGUGGGGAUAGUGUAUGACCACUCCUGGGCAGCCUGAGGCUCAGUCACGUUUGCUCACAUAAGAUCAAGCAUCACAUUCCCUUGACCUUUAGGUACUGGAGUCGCCCGCUCUGCUGAAGAGCGUGGGAAGUGCUCUUCCACGGGCCUCACGGGGCGACUAUCAUCAUGGCACCCUGAAUGUCAGGGGCUGAGCCCAACAGGCAUCCACAGGCCACCCUGUCUUCCCCAGUUUUGCCUGCUACUGGUGGGAAGGCUCCUUCAGACGGGCAGCCUUGCGUGGGCAGCCAGCGUGGGGGCCAGCCUCCCACCUCCCAUGUAAUGGGUGUGACCGCCCUGCCCGAGCCAGCAAACAGCUCUGCCUGCAAGCCCAGGUGCUUGGGUGCGAACCCGACUGAAUUCCUUUGUCAGUAGCAGUGACGAGGGCAUUGGACUGAGCCCUGGAGGAAAACUAGCCCCAGAGAUGCAGCUUCUGGCUGAGGCCACUGCCAGUGGGAAAUCAUUUCAAACUUGUGGGCUUUUGUUGACUGUGUUUGAAAUAGUGGGAGAUUUGAGUUUGGAAACCGUGCCCUUAUUUUCUGGAUGAAAAAUUACUGUAUGAGGCCAUCGCUGUCCCCGACAUGCUGUAAGACGGUCAUGGCUUCAGGUGUCUCCUGGCUCCCUGCCGUGCCUCUCUCCUCCCUAGAAAGCAGUGGGGUGCUGCCGAGAUCUCUGACUUCAGCUGCCCUGCCCAGACACUUCCCUAGCUAACCCCCCACCCCUUUGAAGAGGAGAACUUGUGGGGCUGCCAUCAGGUUGGCCCCCUCUCUGCAGCUCUCGGACUCUGAGCCUGGGGCCAUGCAGCUCCAAGGCCCCACAGUGCUGCACUCUGCAAGGCUGCUCCGCUGCCGGCUCGUUUCCACAACUGCUGUUUAUGUGGCGUGUUUGAGGUUGGAAGUGACAGCACAGAGGACCGCCCCUGUGCCUUGAUGUUAAAAAUGGACAUCGCCUCAGCACAGCACCGGGGUGCUCCAUGCCUAGACUUGGAAAGGCCUGGAAGCUCUGCCCAAAGCAGGCCAGGCCCCUGGCCGCUCUCCAGGGGGGACGGGACCCUGGGGCAGCCUCGCCGACCUCCCAGGCCCAGGUUUGGGCUGGCUGGAGGGGAAGUCCUGGCUUGUUUUCAUGCCCCCCCUCAUGACUGUUUAGAACGGUGACGCUUGCGUCACAUACUGAUUGCAGGUGGAGUCGGCCUGCAACUUUGCUGAAGGUUUCCGGUUCCAGGAGUGCGGCGCCAGCCUGUCCAUGCGGCCGGAGUGAGGACCCAGGCGCAGGAUGGCCAAGGCGCGGCUGUUCCGCCUGGGGCUGGUCCUGGGCUCCGCGUUCAUGGUCCUCCUGAUCAUCGUGUAUUGGGACAGUGUGGGCACGGCGCACUUCGCCCCACAUAUGGCCUUCUCCAGGCUGCACACCCCAGGGCCCCACCCGAGCCCCGAGCAGGUUGCGGGGAGGGAGCUGGCACCCGACGUGGACGCGUUUUUGGAGAACCUGCUCGGUGCUGGCACAAAGCAGAAUGUCCAGCUGGGCAAAAAGACGGAGCCGCCCCCGCUGCCAACAUCCAGCAGGCCCCCGCUGGGCAGCGUGGAGGAGAGCGUGAGGGGCUAUGACUGGUCCAGCCGUGACGCCCAGCAGGGCCCGGACUCCGACGGGCGGCAGGCCGAGCGCAGGGGCGUGCUGAGGGACUUCUGUGCCAACGCCAGCUUCGAGUUCCCCACCAAGGAGCGCUCCUUCGACGACAUCCCCAACUACGAGCUGAACCACCUCAUUGUGGACGACCGCCACGGCAUCAUCUACUGCUACGUGCCCAAGGUGGCCUGCACCAACUGGAAACGCGUGAUGAUCGUCCUCAGCGGGAGCCUGCUGCACCGCGGCGCCCCCUACCAAGACCCGCUGGACAUCCCCCGCCAGUACGUGCACAACUCCAGCACCCACCUGACCUUCAACAAGUUCUGGCGCCGCUAUGGGAAGUUCUCCCGACACCUCAUGAAGGUCAAGCUGCAGAAGUACACCAAGUUCCUCUUCGUGCGGGACCCCUUCGUGCGCCUCAUCUCGGCCUUCCGCAGCAAGUUCGAGCUGGAGAACGAGGAGUUCUACCGCAGGUUUGCCGUGCCCAUGCUCAGGGCCUACGCCAACCUCACCAGCCUGCCCGCGUCCGUCAGCGAGGCCUUCAGCGCGGGCCUCAAGGUCACCUUCUCCCACUUCAUCCAGUACCUGCUGGACCCCCGCACCGAGAAGCUGGCGCCCUUCAACGAGCACUGGCGGCAGGUGCACCGGCUCUGCCACCCCUGCCAGAUCGAGUACGACUUUGUGGGCAAGCUGGAGACCCUGGACCAGGACGCCGCCCAGCUGCUGCGGCUGCUCAAGGUGGAUGGGCAGCUCCACUUCCCCCCGAGCUACCGGAACAGAACUGCCAGCAGCUGGGAGGAGGACUGGUUCUCCAAAAUCCCGCUGGCCUGGCGGCGCCAGCUGUACAAGCUCUACGAGGCCGACUUUGUGCUCUUCGGCUACCCCAAGCCCGAGCACCUGCUCCGGGACUGAGGUGCAUGGGUGAGCUCCCGGCACCAGAGACCCACAGACCGGGCCGAGUUGUGACUCAGCGCGGUGAUGGCUGCUGGGCCUCGACCAGUGUCCCGAGAAGGGAGCCAGGGGCUGCCACGCACUGGUGUUUGUGGCCUCAAGGCCCUCCCAGUGUGACUCAUGGCAGACAAAUCCUCAGCACUCCUGUCCCCAGGGCCUGAACUUGCUGGGGUGGGCCACAGCCACACUCCAGUCUGUGAAAUCACCUGCGGUCUGGCAGCCAGACUUACUGCUUACCCCAUUGCUUGUACUCUUUGAGUACUGUGUUAAUACUGUUUUUUAAGAUUAAUAUAUUUCAGAUAUUUAAUAUGAGACAAGCGGAGGAGAUGAUGGAGUAAAUCCUACACCUGCUCGCGG
Messenger RNA from Artibeus jamaicensis (Jamaican fruit-eating bat), 5724 nucleotides. It is a transcript of the gene CHST12, whose product is annotated as carbohydrate sulfotransferase 12. The transcript has 2 exons. Gene Ontology annotation, cellular component: membrane. NCBI's taxonomy places the organism in Eukaryota, Metazoa, Chordata, Mammalia, Chiroptera, Phyllostomidae. Gene Ontology annotation, molecular function: sulfotransferase activity. The record is from RefSeq and is a predicted model, not a curated record. Bases 4069 to 5328 code for a protein of 419 amino acids. Gene Ontology annotation, biological process: carbohydrate biosynthetic process; proteoglycan biosynthetic process.